CAGUGAUUCCAGCAGUAGUUCAAGUGAUGACUCUCCAGCCCGAUCAGUUCAAUCUGCAGCGGUGCCAGCACCCACUUCCCAGUUGCUUUCAUCCCUGGAAAAAGAUGAGCCCCGUAAAAGUUUUGGGAUCAAAGUUCAGAAUCUUCCUGUACGCUCUACAGAUACAAGCCUUAAAGAUGGCCUUUUCCAUGAAUUUAAGAAAUUUGGAAAAGUGACUUCAGUACAGAUACAUGGUACUUCAGAAGAAAGGUAUGGUCUGGUAUUCUUCCGGCAGCAAGAGGACCAAGAAAAAGCAUUGACUGCAUCAAAAGGAAAACUUUUCUUUGGCAUGCAGAUUGAAGUAACAGCAUGGGUAGGGCCAGAAACAGAAAGUGAAAAUGAAUUUCGCCCCUUGGAUGAAAGGAUAGAUGAAUUUCACCCCAAAGCAACAAGAACUCUCUUUAUAGGCAACCUUGAAAAGACCACUACGUAUCAUGACCUUCGCAACGUCUUCCAGCGCUUUGGAGAAAUUGUGGAUAUUGAUAUUAAGAAAGUAAAUGGAGUCCCUCAGUAUGCAUUCUUGCAAUAUUGUGAUAUUGCCAGUGUUUGUAAAGCUAUUAAGAAGAUGGAUGGGGAAUACCUUGGAAAUAAUCGCCUCAAGUUGGGUUUUGGAAAGAGCAUGCCUACAAACUGCGUAUGGUUAGAUGGGCUUUCUUCAAACGUGUCGGAUCAGUAUUUAACACGACAUUUCUGCCGAUAUGGGCCUGUAGUAAAGGUGGUGUUUGACCGCUUAAAAGGCAUGGCCCUGGUUCUCUACAAUGAAAUUGAAUAUGCACAAGCAGCUGUAAAAGAGACCAAGGGGAGGAAAAUCGGUGGUAAUAAAAUUAAGGUGGAUUUUGCAAACAGGGAAAGUCAGCUGGCAUUUUAUCACUGCAUGGAGAAAUCUGGUCAAGAUAUCAGAGACUUUUAUGAAAUGUUAAUAGAAAGAAGAGAGGAACGAAGGGGAUCCUAUGACUAUAACCAAGAUCGUACAUAUUAUGAGAAUGUUCGAACUCCAGGCACAUAUCCUGAAGAUUCCAGGAGGGACUACCCAGCUCGAGGGAGAGAGUUUUAUUCAGAGUGGGAGACUUACCAAGGAGACUACUAUGAAUCACGAUACUAUGAUGACCCUCGAGAGUACAGGGAUUAUAGGAAUGAUCCUUACGAGCAAGAUAUUCGGGAAUACAGUUACAGACAAAGGGAACGUGAGAGAGACCGUGAAAGAUUUGAGUCCGACCGAGACAGAGACCAUGAGAGGAGGCCAGUGGAAAGAAGUCAGAGCCCGGUUCACUUACGGCGCCCACAGAGUCCUGGAGCAUCACCCUCCCAGUCAGAGAGGCUACCGAGUGAUUCUGAGAGAAGGCUCUAUAGCCGGUCAUCAGACCGGAGCGGGAGUUGUAGCUCACUCUCCCCUCCAAGAUAUGAGAAACUUGACAAGCCACGUUUGGAGCGCUAUGCAAAAAAUGACAAGACAGAUAAAGAACGAACUUUUGAUCCUGAGAGAGCGGAAAGAGAGAGACGCUUGAUACGGAAGGAAAAAGUGGAAAAGGACAAAAGUGACAAGCAGAAACGAAAAGGAAAAGUUCACUCCCCCAGUUCUCAGUCUUCAGAAACUGACCAAGAAAAUGAGAGAGAACAAAGCCCUGAAAAACCAAGGAGUUCUAAUAAACUGAGCAGAGAGAAAACUGACAAAGAAGGAAUAGCAAAAAAUCGCCUGCAACUCAUGCCUUGUGUGGUUUUAACUCGAGUGAAAGAAAAAGAGGGAAAGCUCAUCGACCAUACUCCUGUGGAAAAGCUGAAAGCCAAGCUUGACAGCGACACUGUCAAGUCAUCUGCCCUAGACCAGAAACUUCAGGUCUCUCAAACGGAGCCUGCAAAAUCUGACUUGUCUAAACUGGAGUCCGUUAGACUGAAAGUGCUGAAGGAAAAGGGACUUUCAAGCCACAUCGAGGUGGUAGAUAAGGAAGGCAGGCUGAAAGCCAGGAAGCACCUCAGAGCUGAGCCAGCGACUGACGGGGUCAAUACUGUGGAGCUGGAAAAACUGGAAGCAAGAAAAAGGCGUUUUGCAGAUUCCAACUUGAAAGCAGAAAGACAAAAACCAGAGGUUAAGAAAAGUAGUCCAGAGAUAGAGGAAGCUCGAGUGCUUUUAAAAAAGCAACCUGAUGUGUUGUCUAGAGAUGCCAUUCUGCUGAGGGAAGGAGAGUCGGAAAGAAAGCCUAUGAGGAAAGAAAUUCUUAAAAGAGAAUCUAAAAAAAUCAAACUGGACAGACUUAAUACUGUUGCCAGCCCCAAAGACUGUCAGGAGCUUGCCAGCAUUUCUGUAGGGUCUGGCUCAAGGCCCAGUUCAGACCUGCAAGCAAGACUGGGAGAACCAGUAGGUGAAUCUGUGGAAAAUCAAGAGAUACAAUCAAAAAAGUCUGUUCCCUCAAAACCACAGCUUAAACCACUGCAUCUGUUAGAUGAUCAAGGACCAGAGAAAGAGGAUGGUAGGAAGAACUAUUGCAGUCUUCGUGAUGAAACACCUGAGCGUAAAUCAGGCCAAGAGAAAUCACAUUCAGUAAAUACUGAAGAAAAAAUUGGCAUUGACAUUGAUCACACGCAGAGUUACCGAAAACAAAUGGAGCAGAGUCGUAGAAAACAACAGAUGGAGAUGGAGAUAGCCAAGUCUGAGAAAUUUGGCAGUCCUAAAAAAGAUGUAGAUGAAUAUGAAAGACGUAGCCUCGUUCACGAGGUAGGCAAACCUCCUCAGGAUGUCACUGAUGAUUCGCCUCCCAGCAAAAAGAAAAGGAUGGAUCAUGUUGAUUUUGAUAUCUGUACCAAGAGAGAGAGGAAUUACAGAAGUUCACGCCAGAUCAGUGAAGAUUCUGAAAGGACUGGUUGUUCUCCCAGCAUCCGACAUGGUUCCUUCCAUGAAGAUGAGGAUCCCAUAGGCUCCCCUAGGCUAAUGUCAGCCAAAGGGUCUCCUAAAGUCGAUGAAAAAGGUCUCCCCUAUUCUAAUAUAACAGUCAGGGAAGAAUCUCUAAAAUUUAAUCCUUAUGAUUCUAGCAGGAGAGAACAGAUGGCAGAUAUGGCCAAAAUAAAGCUAUCUGUCUUGAGUUCUGAAGAUGAACUAAACCGUUGGGAUGCUCAGUUGAAACAAGAUGUCAGCAGAUUUGAGGUGAGUUUCCCGAAUAGCAUAAUUAAGAGAGACAGCCUUCGAAAAAGGUCUGUACGGGAUCUGGAACCUGGUGAGGUGCCUUCCGAUUCUGAUGAAGAUGCUGAACACAAAUCCCACUCACCCAGAGCCUCUGCGUUGUAUGAAAGUUCUCGAUUGUCUUUUUUAUUGAGAGACAGAGAAGACAAACUACGUGAGCGAGAUGAAAGACUCUCGAGUUCUUUAGAAAGGAACAGAUUUUACUCUUUUGCAUUGGAUAAGACAAUCACGCCCGACACGAAAGCUUUGCUUGAGAGGGCCAAGUCCCUUUCUUCAUCUCGAGAAGAAAAUUGGUCUUUUCUCGACUGGGACUCCCGAUUUGCCAAUUUCCGAAGUAACAAAGAUAAAGAGAAGGUUGACUCUGCUCCAAGACCUAUUCCAUCCUGGUACAUGAAAAAGAAGAAAAUUAGGACCGAUUCGGAAGGGAAAAUGGGUGACAAAAAAGAUGAUCAUAAGGAAGAAGAGCAGGAGCGGCAAGAGUUGUUUGCGUCUCGCUUUUUGCACAGUUCCAUCUUUGAGCAAGAUUCCAGGCGAUUGCAGCACCUAGAGAAAAAAGAUGAAGACUCCGACUUCAUUUCUGGUAGGUUACAUGGGAGGCAGGCGUCAGAUGGAGUGCAUAGCACGACCGACUUAGUUCAAGAGCCAGUAGUUCUAUUCCAUAGCAGAUUUAUGGAGCUCACACGAAUGCAACAGAAAGAGAAAGAAAAGGACCCGAAACCCAAAGAGGCUGAGAAACAGGAAGAUGCAGAGCAUCAUCCCAAGACCCCAGAAUCUGCUGAGAAUAAAGAGUCAGAACUGAAAACUCCGCCUUCGGUUGGGCCUCCUAUUGCCACAGCUGUGACUCCAGAAUCAGCAUUGCUAGCACUCGAGAAGACAACUAGUGACAAGACAGUAGAGGCACCUUUGGUAACAGAAGACAAAACUGUGGAGCCGGCUGUCAUCUCGCAGGAAGCAAAGCCUGCAUCUGAACUGGCUCCUGUCCCUGUGGAACAGCCCGAGCAAGCAGACCUGCCCCCAGGAGUGGACACUAACAAAGAUGCUGCCGUGACACCAGCAGUUGUUGGAGAAAGCGCAUCAGGUGACCAGCUGCCUUACUUGGAUGCCAAGCCUCCAACACCUGGGACUUCCUUUUCCCAGGGAGAGAGCGGUGCAGAUCCAGACCCUGACAAUACCCAACCACCUUCAAAGCUGACUCAGAAGUCUGAGGAAGCCAAUGAGCCAAAAGCCGAAAAGCCAGACUCUGCUGCUCAUGGUGAGCCUCGUGCAAAUCCAAAAGCCGAAGUUGCUCCUGAGGUUCAGCCUCAGGCUUCUGAAGAUCCAGAGGCUGAUCUGCCCGUGGCUGUGAAGGAUAAAAAGCCAAACAAAAGUAAGCGCUCUAAGACCCCAGUUCAGGCAGCUGCAGCAAGUAUUAUGGAGAAGCCUGUCACAAGGAAGAGUGAAAGGAUAGACCGGGAAAAACUGAAGCGGUCCAGUUCUCCUCGGGGAGAAGCACAGAAGCUUCUAGAAUUAAAGAUGGAAGCUGAGAAGAUUACAAGGACUGCUUCUAAAAACUCUGCUGCAGACCCUGAACACCCCGAACCAAGUCUGCCUCUCAGCCGAACGAGGCGCCGGAAUGUAAGGAGUGUUUAUGCAACCAUGGGUGACCAUGAGAACCGCUCUCCAGUCAAAGAGCCUGUAGAGCAGCCAAGAGUGACCAGAAAGAGACUGGAGCGAGAGCUUCAGGAGGCUGCAGCAGUUCCCACCACCCCUCGGAGGGGAAGGCCUCCGAAGACACGCAGGCGAGCUGACGAGGAGGAGGAGAAUGAGGCCAGAGAACCCACAGAAACACUCAAGCCAGCUGAGGGAUGGCGGUCCCCUAGAUCUCAAAAAACUACAGCUGGUGGCGGCCCCCAGGGGAAGAAGGGGAAAAAUGAACCGAAGGUUGAUGCUGCACGUCCUGAAGCCGCCACUGAGGUGGUCCCCCAUGUCGGUACGAGAGAGAGUCCCACAGAGGCCAAGGCUGGGGAGGAGGAGGCAGGGAGCGAACAGAAACGCGAUCAAAAAGAAGCCAGUGCAGACAAAAAUCCCCCUGAGACCAUCGCUGUCGAUGUUGUAGAGAAAAAACCAGCCCCUGAAAAAAACUCUAAAUCAAAGAGAGGAAGAUCUCGAAACUCGAGGGCAGCAGUAGACAGAUCUGCAAGUCUGAAAAAUGUGGAUGCUGAUGUCAGUCCCAGGGGGUCUGCGGGGCAGGCAGGGGAGAGGGAAGCUGGGGUGGUGGCGGUCUCCCCCGAGAAAAGCGAAAGUCCCCAAGAGGAGGCUGGUGCACCAUCCCAGCUGCAAGAGGACCCAGCUGGUCCAGGCAAGGAGCCAGACAAGGAGGAUGUGUCUGCCUCUAGGCCGCCCCCAGAAGCCACCCAGCUAGCCAAGCAGAUGGAGCUGGAGCAGGCCGUGCAGAACAUCGCCAAGCUCACCGAAACCUCUGCGGCCUACAAGGCAGCUGCCGCAGACACCCCUGAAGGCCUCACUGCAGAGGACAGGGAUAAGCCAGCACACCAAGCCAGUGAAACAGAACUGGCUGCAGCCAUUGGCUCCAUCAUCAAUGACAUUCCUGGGGAGCCAGAAAACUUCCCAGCACCUCCACCCUACCCGGCAGAGUCCCAGGCAGGUCUCCAGCCCCACGCCCCUGCCCUGCAGCCUCCAGAGGGAGGAAUGGAGCCUGAGACCGACGAAGCUGUGUCUGGCAUCCUGGAGACCGAGGCUGCUACAGAAUCCUCUGGGCCAGUGGUCAAUGCCCCUGACUCCUCAGCAGGCUCAGCAGAUACCAAGGAAGCCAGGGGGAGUGGUAGCGACACCUCCCACUCAGUGCAGGAAGCCAAAGGGCCGAAAGGAGUGGAAGUCCCUCUUGUUCGCAAAGACAAAGGGCGCCAGAAGACAACCCGCUCACGCCGCAAACGUAAUAUGAACAAGAAGGCGGGGGCUCCCGCAGAUACCACAGUCCCCGAAGCUGACCCCGCGCAAAGCAAGAGUCCUGCUACUGCAAGUGAGGGGUUGACGGUGCAGCCCCCUGAAACUCCACAGGAAGAAAAGCAGAGUGAAAAACCCCAGUCGACUUCUCCUCAGUCAUGUACGUCUGACCCAAGCAAAACUCCCUCCAUGGAGAAUGUGUCCCAGGAAAGCAGUGUUGAAGAAAAGACUCCAACCAAGAUGUCCGUGCCCCCGGACCUUGCUCCUCCUCCUCAGCCAGCACCAUUGGACGAUGAACCUCAAGCCAGGUUCAAGGUGCAUUCAAUCAUUGAAAGUGACCCAGUGACCCCACCCAGUGACUCAAGCAUACCCACCCCCACACUGCCUUCUGUAACUGUAGCAAAGCUCCCACCCCCUGUCACCUCUGGGGGGAUCCCACACCAGAGCCCUCCUCCUAAGGUAACAGAGUGGAUCACAAGGCAGGAGGAACCACGGGCUCAGCCCACCCAGUCUCCAGCUCUUCCCCCAGACACAAAGGCCUCUGAUGUUGACCCCAACUCCAGCACACUGAGGAAGAUUCUCAUGGACCCCAAGUACGUGUCUGCCACAGGUGUCACUUCCACGAGUGUCACCACGGCCAUUGCGGAGCCUGUCAGUGCCGCCCCUUGCUUACAUGAGGCACCACCCCCUCCAGUUGACCCUAAAAAGUCUUUAGAAGAAAAAACAGCAGCUCCGGUAACAAACACCACUGACAUACAAGCCUCAGAGGUUCCUGUAGCUGCAGACAAGGAAAAAGUGGCUCCAGUCAUUGCUCCCAAAAUUACUUCCGUUAUCAGCCGGAUGCCUGUCAGCAUCGAUCUGGAGAAUUCACAGAAGAUAACCCUGGCAAAACCAGCUCCUCAAACUCUGACUGGCCUGGUGAGUGCCCUCACUGGCCUGGUGAACGUCUCCCUGGUGCCAGUGAAUGCCCUGAAAGGUCCUGUGAAGGGCUCGGUGGCCACCCUGAAAGGUUUGGUGAGCACCCCUGCUGGGCCUGUGAACGUCCUAAAGGGGCCCGUGAACGUCCUUACAGGGCCAGUGAACGUGCUCACUACUCCAGUGAAUGCCACAGUGGGCACAGUCAACACCGCCACGGGUGUGGUAAAUCCCACUGCAGGCACAGUCAAUGCCGCUGCAGGUGCAGUGAAUGCCACUGCGAGUGCAGUGACAGUCACAGCAGGUGCGGUUGCUGCUGCAUCUGGUGGUGUGACAGCCACAACAGGCACAGUGACCAUGGCAGGAGCAGUGAUCGCACCGUCAGCAAAGUGCAAACAGAGAUCAAGCACUAACGAAAACAGUCGGUUCCACGCAGGAUCGAUGUCUGUGAUUGAUGAUCGUCCAGCAGACACGGGCUCGGGGGCAGGGCUGCGAGUGAACACGUCAGAAGGGGUUGUGCUCCUGAGCUACUCGGGGCAGAAGACUGAAGGCCCCCAGCGGAUCAGUGCCAAAAUCAGCCAGAUCCCUCCAGCCAGUGCGAUGGACAUUGAGUUUCAGCAGUCGGUGUCCAAGUCCCAGGUCAAACCUGAUUCUGUCACAGCUUCACAGCCUCCACCCAAAGGCCCUCAAGCCCCUGCAGGCUAUGCAAACGUGGCCACCCAUUCUACGCUGGUCCUGACUGCCCAGACGUAUAACGCAUCUCCUGUGAUUUCGUCUGUGAAGGCUGACCGGCCGUCCUUGGAGAAGCCUGAGCCCAUUCACCUCUCAGUCUCCACACCUGUCACUCAGGGUGGCACAGUGAAGGUUCUCACUCAGGGCAUAAACACACCCCCAGUGCUGGUUCACAAUCAGCUGGUCCUCACCCCCAGCAUCGUCACCACAAAUAAGAAGCUUGCUGACCCUGUCACUCUUAAAAUCGAGACCAAGGUCCUCCAGCCAGCCAGCCUGGGGUCCACACUCACACCUCACCACCCACCUGCUCUACCCAGCAAGCUGCCUGCAGAAGUGAACCACGUCACCGCGGGCCCCAGCACCCCGUCAGAUCGCACUGUCUCCCAUCUGGCAGCCACAAAGCCAGACGCUCAUUCUCCUCGGCCCAGCGGACCUGCACCAUCCCCCUUCCCGAGGCCCAGCCACCCCAGCAGCACUGCGUCCACUGCACUCUCCACCAAUGCCACCGUCAUGCUGGCUGCGGGCAUUCCGGUGCCUCAGUUCAUCUCCAGCCUACACCCCGAGCAGUCUGUCAUCAUGCCACCCCACAGCAUCACUCAGACUGUGUCCCUGAGCCACCUGUCCCAGGGCGAAGUGAGGAUGAACACACCCACACUGCCCAGCAUCACCUACAGCAUCCGGCCAGAGACACUGCACUCUCCUCGGGCCCCCCUGCAGCCCCAGCAAAUAGAGGUCCGGGCCCCCCAGCGUGCUGGCACCCCCCAGCCAGCCCCAGCCAGCCUGCCUGCGCUGGCCUCCCAGCACCCUCCUGAGGAAGAAGUGCAUUACCACCUCCCCGUAGCUCGAGCAGCAGCCCCUGUGCAGUCGGAGGUGCUGGUCAUGCAGUCCGAGUACCGGCUGCAUCCGUACACCGUGCCGCGUGACGUGAGGAUCAUGGUGCACCCCCAUGUGACGGCCGUCAGCGAGCAGCCCAGGGCAGCAGAUGGAGUGGUGAAGGUGCCGCCGGCCAGCAAGGCCCCUCAGCCGCCAGGGAAGGAGGCUGCCAAGAUGACAGAUGGCAAAGCGGCCCCGGCCCCGGCCCCUCAUGGCGAGGCCCGCAUCCUCACAGUCACCCCCAGCAACCAGCUCCAGGGGCUGCCUCUGACCCCACCUGUGGUGGUGACCCACGGGGUGCAGAUUGUGCACUCCAGCGGGGAGCUGUUUCAGGAGUACCGGUACGGUGACAUCCGCACCUACCACACCCCGGCUCAGCUCACGCACGCUCAGUUUCCUGCUGCCUCCUCCGUAGGCCUGCCUUCCCGGACCAAGACCCCUGCUCAGGGCCCUCCUGAAGGUGAGCCCCUGCAGCCCGCUCAGCCUGCGCAGUCCACACAGCCCACCCAGCCCCUGCAGUCCACACAGCCUGCCCAGCCUGUGCCGCCCUGCCCACCCUCUCAACUCAGCCAGCCUGGCCAGCCACCAAGCAGCAAGAUGCCUCAGGUCUCCCAGGAGGCAAAGGGGACCCAGACAGGAGGAGUGGAGCAGCCUCGCCUCCCAGCUGUAGCUGCAAACAGGCCGCCUGAGACCCACGCCCAGAUCCAGAGGGCACAAGUGGAAACAGGCCCGACGUCCUACCCCUCCCCUGUGUCUGUCUCCAUGAAGCCUGACCUUCCGGUCCCUCUUCCAUCUCAGGCUGCCCCGAAGCAGCCGCUGUUUGUCCCCACAAGCUCAGGCCCCAGCACCCCACCAGGUCUGACUCUGCCACACGCUGAGGCCCAGCCAGCCCCCAAGCAGGAUUCCUCUCCACACGUGACCUCUCAGAGACCUGUGGAUAUGGUUCAGCUUCUGAAGAAGUACCCCAUCGUGUGGCAGGGCCUGCUGGCUCUCAAGAAUGACACAGCUGCUGUGCAGCUCCACUUCGUCUCUGGCAACAACGUCCUGGCCCAUCGCUCUCUGCCCCUCUCUGAAGGAGGCCCUCCCCUGAGGAUCGCCCAGAGGAUGCGGCUGGAGGCCUCACAGCUGGAAGGGGUUGCCCGAAGAAUGACGGUGGAAACAGAUUACUGUCUGCUGCUGGCUCUGCCCUGUGGCCGUGACCAAGAGGACGUUGUGAGCCAGACCGAGUCCCUCAAGGCUGCCUUCAUCACCUACCUGCAGGCCAAGCAGGCAGCGGGAAUCAUCAAUGUUCCCAAUCCUGGCUCCAAUCAGCCUGCCUAUGUGCUGCAGAUCUUCCCGCCCUGCGAGUUCUCGGAGAGCCAUCUGUCCCGCCUGGCCCCCGACCUCCUCGCCAGCAUCUCUAGCAUCUCCCCCCACCUCAUGAUGGUCAUCGCCUCUGUGUGAGCCGCUCGGCUGCUGCCACUUCGGUGUGUUUCCCCGAGGCUCUGCAGCCAAAUGAACAAGACAACCCAGCCGAGCAGAGGAAGAAGCCGUCGAAGGGGACGGAUCCACUGCCAGACGGCCGGCCUCUCACUGUCCUGCCCGCCGGCUCAGUCGGACAGACUUCCUCUGGGCAGUGGUGCUGCUACCUUGUAUGUUUACAUGACGCUGUAGCCCAAGGACAGACCACCGGCCAACGGACUGGAGACACGGGGCUGGGGUUCUCUCUCCUUCUUGGAGAAAAGGAACAGGGCAGUGGAAUGAGUUUUUUUGUUUUUAAGAAACAAGGAAACACAACUGCCUUUGCUGCACUAAAUUAGUGACUCGGACUUUUGCCCAGUGAAGACAGUCUGUGACACUCUGGAUGUCUCGGUGUGUGUGAACACACAUCGCAGAGGCUAAUGCAGGAAGGACUUCGGACUUCUGCUGAGACCUUGGGGUCAAGGAACAUUUCAUUGGGUUUUUCUUUUGGUCUCUCCCUCCCUACCCCCUGUGCUCAUUUGGAUGCAUCACCUUUCUUAAUUCUCCUGCUGCCACUGUCUUUGAUUCACCGGGAUGUACAGUUUACAAUUGAAAAAGAGCAAACAGAAGGAUCUCCUUCUUGGUGGGAUAUGCAGAACUUGGGAUGUGUGUAUAUAUAAAUAUAUAAUAUAUAUAAAUAUAUAUAAUACUGACUGAAAAAAUCAAAUUCCCCUGACAUACAUUUUUUUUAAUCUGUGCCAAAAAUGUGUUUUCAGAGAAAAUCUUAUUUUCAUACUCAGACUUUGUAUUGUCACUCAUUUGUAUAAGGGCGCUUCGACACAGCGUGCGCUCCGCGCCCGCCACGUGGAAGUGUCACACGGCACCUGUACAAGGACUGGCGAAGCCCCUCCUCUUGCCUUGGCCUCUCCCCAACUUCCUAACACUUAUUAAUUUAUGAAACUGUUUUUCUCAGCGCAGUUUUGUUUGUGUGUCCAUUGGAUUACAAACUUUAUUAAAAAAUACAAAACACUU
Messenger RNA from Carlito syrichta (Philippine tarsier), 11146 nucleotides. It is a transcript of the gene SPEN, whose product is annotated as spen family transcriptional repressor. The transcript has 12 exons. The record is from RefSeq and is a predicted model, not a curated record. The annotation marks the transcript as partial. Gene Ontology annotation, biological process: regulation of transcription by RNA polymerase II. Gene Ontology annotation, molecular function: mRNA binding. Lineage: Eukaryota; Metazoa; Chordata; Mammalia; Primates; Tarsiidae. Gene Ontology annotation, cellular component: nucleus.